Molecule: messenger RNA, 2618 nt
Organism: Zea mays
Lineage: Eukaryota; Viridiplantae; Streptophyta; Magnoliopsida; Poales; Poaceae
Product: protein ALP1-like
Exons: 2
Coding region: 1434-2618 (394 amino acids)
Source: RefSeq, a predicted model, not a curated record
UAUUCAGAGACUUGGGACACACACCCUCUCGAUUGCUUGUAACCCAUACUAUGAGCACUUAGGUGCGAGAUAAUACAAGCCUCCCUCCCCCGCUGGAAAUAGGGCCUUCUCUUGCCCGAACCGAUAAAAAUCUUGACUUCUUGCAUCACCGAUCCGGACAGGGACACGCAGCACAAAUUUACUGGUCGGUUAGGACCCCCGGUUUCCAAAACACCGACACUAUCUAUAUAUAUAUGAAAGAUUCAUCAGGGGAAACAUCCAUCCAUUCUUCAUUUCCUGGUACAUAACACUGAACACGCCAACCCGAGACCACAACGAGCCUAAGGGCACCUUUGGUAGCCCGGGAUCCCAGGAGAAUCCUGGCUCAUUCCCUGGCCUCCAAACCCACGCGCUAAAUUAUCCCAGAGCGAGAAAAAAUAUGUUUGGUGACCCAACUCCUCGGCCCAAUCCGCGGGAGAGAACAGGGCUUUCGCCCCCGGCCUCACAAGGUCGGGAAGGGUUUCCCCAAACUCACCCUCUCCACUCUCGCGCACCCGCCGCCGCUUCCUCUCUCUCGCGCACCCGUCGUCGCCUCCUCUCCCUCGCGCAGUCAACAGUCAGCAGACCCCUGCACCGCUGACCGGCCCCUCCCCCUCGCGCGCCGUCAGCAGACCCCUGCGCCGCUGACCGGCCGGUGACAGGUGCGCUAGCUUUGACAGACCCGGACCUUAGCUAGCUGCAUAAGAAAGAAAAAUAUUGGGAGCGCCCCCAUAUCCAUGAUCCAUCCGUCCAUAUCGCGUGCGUCUCUAGCGUGUGACGCUUGUUGAUUGCAGUAAUUAUGUAAGCACUUGUCCAUGAAAAGCACGCACUUAAUUGUCCAGCUAGCUUUGUCGAUGGACAGUGUCACACGCGCGCACCUCAUGUACCUUAAUUAUUUGUUUUGAUCGGUCUAUAAAAUAAACAAAGAAUCAUUAGCAAUUAUGUAAGCACUUGCUUGUGGAUUCCAGUAAUUAUGUCAUAUACGAUAGAAACCUGUGAGAUAUGUCACAUAUAUGCUUGUUGUUUGAAAUACUAACAGCACAAUGCAUUUACUAGUUCUGCUCCCCUUCUAUUCUUCCUAUUGAAUGUUGCCCCCUUCUGUUUGUCCUCUUCAAACUCAGAUCAGCAAAGCUUCUGUUUUAAUACUAGGAGCAUAUUAUAAUAUACUGUAUGGAUUAGUAAUGCUUUCUUAUGUGCUUAAAUUUCAUUUCUUGUUAUUUAAUUUAAUAGGGAAAAUAACAAUCUUUGAACCUCUACUGCAUUUCUUGUUAUUUAAUACGCAUGUACAGGUCUGUAUGAUUUCAUAUCUAGCUUGCAUCGGCGAACAAGGUUGAUGCUGACAGGUGACAGGUUGCCUUGCUAUUGAUGCUGAGAUUGCUGCCCUUCACUUCCUUAGUGCACAGGGAUACUAACAAAUGGGUUCUAGAAUUGAGUUGAUAAGGAAACAUUUGAAACAGGAGGAGGAGGAUGAUGAGUUAUUUUUUGUGUUAGUUCCAGCUAUAUAUGCUUCCCUUUAUUCUGAAAAGAGGCCAGUACACACUUCUUGUCAUAGUGGUGCACAAAAAAUUAGAGAAAUGCUCGAUGGUCAUGAGAGCUGGUGCAAAUCUGAGUUUCGAAUGGAGCCGGAGAUCUUUAGAGCUGUAGCAAGCUAUCUUAUAAGGGAAGGAUUGUUGCAAGACACUUCAAAUAUGAGCAUUGAGGAGCAUCUUGGGAUAUUCAUGUACAUGAUAUCUCAAAAUGCUAGCAAUGCGAUCUUACAAAAAGAAUUUCAGCAUAGCGGGGAAACCAUACAUAGAAAGAUAAGCGAGUUCUUUGGUAUAAUCCCUGCUCUAACUCAAAGAUUUGUGAAGCUCCCAAGUGUAAACCACCCACAUGUGAAGAUUACAUCCAAUCCUCGGUUUUGGCCUUACUUUCAAAAUUGCAUUGGUGCAAUUGAUGGGACACACGUCCCCAUAACUAUUAGUGAAGAGAGAGCCCCUCCAUUUAGAAAUCGAAAAGGAACCCUUUCUCAAAACGUGAUGUUGGCGUGCAACUUCGAUUUGAAUUUCACAUUCAUCUCAUGUGGGUGGGAAUGGUCCGCAUCUGAUGCGGGGGUUCUUCAAUCGGCUUUAAGAAAGGGUUUCAGAGUGCCAGAUGGUAAAUACUAUCUUGUAGAUGGGGGAUAUGCAAACACUCCUUUUAUUGCCCCAUAUCGAGGAGUUUCUUACCAUCUCAGUGAAUAUCGGAGGCGAGGGUCGAGUACUGUAUAUGCUGAUUAUAAGGAGUUAUUUAAUCAUUCUCAUGCCCUCCUUCGCAACCACAUAGAAAGGUCCAUCGGUGUCUUGAAGAAGCGAUUUCCCAUCCUCAAAGUGGGCACCUUUUAUCCCGUAGAGACUCAGGUUUUGAUUCCAUCAGCAGCAGUUUCAUUUCAUAACAUGAUUAGAGGUUUAAAUGGUGAAGAUGGAUGGUUGGAUCAACACCCAACUAACAUCAAUUCUAGUCAAUUUGUUGAAUUACCAGAGGGAGAUAGCAAUUAUCAGUAUAGUAGUCAGUCCAAUGCUGGAAAUGUUCUUAGAGAUCAAAUUGCUAUGCAGAUGUGGAAUGAUUAUAAUAAUCAUUAG